AUGCCACGCAAGGACAAGGCAUCGAAUGGCGCAAAUCUGUUCUCUGUGCCGGCUGCAGGGUUUGACACCGAGCUAGCUGCAAUCUUCUCCACGGCUUCUGCACCGCCACCUGCGGUGACAAGCACGCCCAAAGCCAGCAAUGCACAAUUGCCCGUCACCGAUGCGGUGCUGCAAGCCAAGGCAGUCGUGGACGAGGAGCCCGAAGCGUUGUCGAGCGACGAGGAGUGGGACGAUGAGACGCGUCCCAAAGACGACGCGUCGAAACCCAAGCCUGCGCACAAAAAGACUGCGGUGCUGGAAGGAGCGGACGAUACGGACAUGGACAAGGGCCAACGCACAAUUUUCCUGGGCAAUGUCCCGGUUGCCAUUGUGAAGAGCCGUGCUGUACGAAAACAGUUUACUCGUUACAUCGAAUCCAUGUCGCCAUACCCCGAAUACACUUGUAUCGUCUCGCUGCGAUUCCGGAGCUUGUCUUUUAGCGUGCCCACCAACGACUUUUCCGCGCCGGAUCAAGAUGCGGCGAACGCUGCUUCGCGGAGACGCGAACGCGCGCGCAAAUUUCGCGAGCUCAAUGACACUGGCCCCAAAGAGGGCACUACAGACAAGCCUCUGCUCACCGGCCAACAAAAGCGCAAGAUUGCGUAUAUCAACCAAGAUUUGAAUGAGCGUGCGACCAUGGCGAAUGCCUACAUCCGACUAGGCAAACCUGAUCUGGUAUACGAACAGUAUGGAAAGCACCGUGCAGAUGUACCUCCUUUUGAUUCGCGCAUCACCGGCGCCGUGCUCGCUGCACUGCUUGCCGCCGCGUUGGACAACGGCGUGUUUGAGGGCCGGCAUCUGCGCGCAGACGUCGUUAUGCCUUUGGCACCGCACGAAAUUAUCAACGCAGGCCUCGACAAGAUCUUACUGCCCGACGGAUCGCGGCUUGCGAGCCGCGGCACAGGCACGUUUGAUCCGAAAUGCACCGUGUUUGUCGGGAAUAUCGACUUUGAGGCUGGCGAGGAAGAUCUGCGCGGUCUCUUUGAGCGCAUUUUGCGCGAGGAGCGCGGCGAGCCACCUGCCAAGCAUGCCGUAAUGCGGCUCGAUGGCAACGCUUCGGGUGCACAGAUGCCCGGCGAGUGGGUCCAAAGCGUGCGCAUUGUCCGCGACAAGGCGACGCAGCUUGGUAAAGGGUUUGCCUACGUGAAGUUUAUCGACCCGCUCUGUGUGGACGAAGUGGUAGCCCUACACGAUGCAGAAGAGGCAUUCAUCGAAGCAGCACGGCCCAAAGCGCCCGGAAAAAAGACGGCCAAACCCGCGAAGCCCAUUGCCUUGCAAGAAGGCCAGGAAUUCCGCCGCCGCAUUAAGCUCAACAAACGCGCGCUGCGCAUCGCUCGCUGCAAGCAAGUUGCAGUCGAUACGAGGCGGCGGAAGCGCGACGGACCAUCGCAGCCACGCACGGCGCCCCCUGCCAAGCGCAACACCGCGCGUGUUCGCUCGACUGGCGCGCCUACGCCGAAUGGCACGUCUCCUACACUCAAGCGCACUGCCGAUGGGCCCCGCGUCGAUCCUGCCUUCUUGGCCACCCUCGACAAGGGCCAACGCAAAGAGUUGAAGAAGAACGAUGCUCAGCGGCAGGCGCGCCGUAUGGAUAAGAAACAGUCCAAUAACGCUGCAAAAAAGGUGGCCAAUGCCGUUGGCACAGGCCGCGAGCGCGUCAAACUGCCGCAGCGAUCGGCGUCGAAAAAGAUGGCCGGCGUGAAGAAGGCAUAG
Molecule: messenger RNA, 1752 nt
Organism: Malassezia vespertilionis
Lineage: Eukaryota; Fungi; Basidiomycota; Malasseziomycetes; Malasseziales; Malasseziaceae
Gene: NOP12
Product: Nucleolar protein 12
Exons: 1
Coding region: 1-1752 (583 amino acids)
Molecular function (GO): RNA binding
Source: RefSeq, a predicted model, not a curated record